UCUAAUCAUUUCUUGAUUUUGCCAUACUUUGCCACAUAUUUUUGCAGGAAAUGAGGCUGUUAUUUCUAGGAAAGUGCAAAAUCUAGAUUUGACCAAAUGUGGGGUGUUCAAGCCAUGUUAAUACCAAUGGAAGAUCAAUAUAUGAAAAUUGUGGAAGAGGAAUUCGAGCUGGCCAAAAGAAGGAUAGAUGCCAGAAUGAUGGGCUGUUCGAAAGAUGCGAGCACGAUGAAGCUGGAGUUUAGGAACAGGAUUGCUCGAAUGAUCUUGACCGGAGAGGAGAUCAAAGGAGAAGGAUAUGUUCCUAUUGAGGUGGCUCUUGUUGAUGAUGUGACAAGAGAUGUUGUAGUUGAUGAACUGGAGGCCUCUGCGAAUAUCGACUUCUAUCUUCUCAAUGUUUGUGAAGCUGGAGAAUCGAUAGUCCCUCAAGAGGAAGGUAAAAAGCCUAUUCUUGCAGCAGGAAAUGUACCUCUGCAGCUGCACAGAGGCGUUGCUAAAAUCAACAACCUUAAGAUCAGAAACUGCGCCACCAAGAUUAAGCCACCGGUGUUCAAGCUAGGCGCUAGGGUUGUUGGUGCUUCUGUUCGAGUCAAGGAAGCCACGACAGAUGCCUUCGCCCUCAAAGAUUUUCGCCAAAAAUAUUUCAAGAAGCACAGGAAUCCAUCUCUAUCUGAUCAAGUGUCGCGAUUGGUGUUCAUUCGCAGAGGUGGUAAGAUCAACGAACGUCUUCAAGACAAUAACAUCUACACCGUGGAGGAUUUUCUGAUUCGACUUCUCAUAGAUCCUCAAAGCCUCAAGAGUAUUGUGAAGACCCAAGCCAAGAAGUGGAAGGCAAUUGUCAACAAUGCUCAAGUGAUGGGGUACGUACUAAACAAGCCCAAUAGCAGUGACGGCCCAUCAGCCCAAAGCCCAAGGAAGAGUAUCAGUUCGGUUGAUGCUGAGAAACUGUUAGCCUCAGCUUACCAAAACUGGAACGAGGUGAAGGCCUUGGAUGUCCAGAAUUCUGUCCAACAGCAUUUACAUGAGUUAACUGAAAUGGUGGGUGGAUCGACCUCAGCAAUGAACUCGUGCGGGGAAGAUGUUGUUGGAUCCAUGGAUGAUGAAAUAGACGCUGUAUAUGAUGCUGCGAUGCAAAGCCCUCACGACUGGCCUUGGAGUCUUUGA
Molecule: messenger RNA, 1161 nt
Organism: Salvia splendens (bonfire salvia)
Lineage: Eukaryota; Viridiplantae; Streptophyta; Magnoliopsida; Lamiales; Lamiaceae
Product: calmodulin-binding protein 60 B
Exons: 7
Coding region: 97-1161 (354 amino acids)
Biological process (GO): regulation of salicylic acid biosynthetic process
Cellular component (GO): nucleus
Molecular function (GO): calmodulin binding; sequence-specific DNA binding; DNA-binding transcription factor activity
Source: RefSeq, a predicted model, not a curated record